CUUGUUGUCUCUGCUUCAUUGUGAAAUCGUCUCUCGAGAGAAAUAGUAGUCCGUGUCUCUGUGAAAAUAUUCGAAAAAUUAAAUUUUCAAUUUUUUCUUUUCGUCACGCUCUGAUCAACAAGAAGUAAAAUGGCUCGUACCAAGCAGACAGCUCGUAAAUCAACUGGAGGUAAAGCUCCUCGCAAGCAGCUGGCUACCAAGGCUGCCCGUAAGUCGGCGCCAUCUAGCGGUGGAGUUAAGAAGCCCCAUCGUUAUCGUCCUGGUACCGUCGCUCUUCGUGAGAUCCGUCGUUACCAGAAGUCCACUGAGUUGCUUAUCCGCAAGCUGCCCUUCCAGCGUUUGGUGCGUGAAAUCGCCCAGGAUUUCAAGACCGAUUUGCGUUUCCAGUCGGCUGCCAUUGGCGCCCUGCAGGAAGCAUCUGAGGCCUAUUUGGUUGGCUUGUUUGAGGACACCAACUUGUGCGCCAUUCACGCCAAGCGUGUGACCAUUAUGCCCAAGGAUAUUCAGUUGGCGCGUCGCAUUCGUGGCGAGCGUGCUUAAGAAGGAGGAGGUUAUAUCGUUAAAACACAAACAAACACAACAAUUACAACCACAACACACAAAACAAAUCACAUUCUUCAUAUAUUACAUCAAUUCUUGUGCUUACAACAAGUUUGUCGCAAGGUUCGAAAAGCACAACAUCAAAAUGAAGCGGAAAACCACAACAUCAACAAUUUAACAAUAUUUGUCAAUUUAAGCUUGAUUUCAUUAUAACUUUCGCCAGCGUUAUGUGUAACAUUCAUAUGUCUAAAUAUAUACCUAAAUGUAUUUCCGACUAUAUAAUGUAGUCAUAUGUAGUAAUGCAGUUGUAAAACAGAUAAUUUGUUAUAUAAAUGCAUCACUGUAUAUAUGCUGAAUAUAUUUGUGUGUAUAUCCAGAUCAUAUAGGUUUAUAAAAAAGCGCGCAUGCGAAGGCAAAAACAACAUAAUCUAUAUAUGAAUAUUAUAAUUAAUAACUGUAAUUCUUAUCAUUAUUAUUAUUAUUGCUAUUAUAAAUAUGUAUAUUAGUUCAUAAGUUUGUGUGCCGCCCGCUACUCGCCUUGCAUUUUGAAUAACGUGCCACGUGCAACGAGUUGCAAUUAGAAGAGUUGCGCUCUAAACUGUAUGCGGCACAAUGGUCAAACAAGCAUCCGAAUGAAGCCACUGUGUGGCAGCACAGACCGCCAAGUGACGUGCAACGCAAACAAAAUUUGGAUUCACGUUUGCUUGCCACAAGACGCGACGCCAACAGCGGGCGGCCAGGCUGAUCAGACAACAACAUCUCCGUCCAAAUUGGCCAACAAACAGCGAAAAAAAAACAUCAGAAAUGAGUACACAUAAAAAGCGAAAAAGAAGAAAGCUGCAUCUAUAUAUAUCUAUAUAUAUUAUUAUUAUUUUUACUAUUAUUACAUCUUUUUUUUCCACUUAAUCUAACAUAAUUUUUGAGUAAACACACACACAACUUAACAUAUAAUACUAAAAAUAGAUAUAUAAAUGUAACGAAAGAAGAUAUGAAGAAGAAAAAAAACCAUUUGGAUUGGGCCCA
Molecule: messenger RNA, 1563 nt
Organism: Drosophila nasuta
Lineage: Eukaryota; Metazoa; Arthropoda; Insecta; Diptera; Drosophilidae
Product: histone H3.3A-like
Exons: 3
Coding region: 130-540 (136 amino acids)
Cellular component (GO): nucleosome
Molecular function (GO): structural constituent of chromatin; protein heterodimerization activity; DNA binding
Source: RefSeq, a predicted model, not a curated record